AUGUAUAAAUUCUACUUCUCAUUUUGUAUGGCUUCCUCUAAACCAUGGCCCGAGCGCAUGGUCCUCAGAGUUGUACUCGGCAAUGAAUGGACUCGAAUGAAACAUCAGCAAUUACUGCACAUGGACUUCGAACUGGUGUACGUGCCUGCUGGCGCCAAGCAGCCGUAUACACCAAUGGGUAUAUAA
Molecule: messenger RNA, 186 nt
Organism: Parastagonospora nodorum SN15
Lineage: Eukaryota; Fungi; Ascomycota; Dothideomycetes; Pleosporales; Phaeosphaeriaceae
Exons: 2
Coding region: 1-186 (61 amino acids)
Source: RefSeq, a predicted model, not a curated record